Molecule: messenger RNA, 748 nt
Organism: Vitrella brassicaformis
Lineage: Eukaryota; Vitrellaceae
Source: the annotation of a GenBank genome assembly
CUACCAUCUUGUGCUGGCGCAGCUUGGAUGAGGCGUAUGACCGCAGCCGCCUUGACCGCCAGCAGAUGUGAGGUGGCCUUUCCCAUGAGUGGCUACACAGCCGCAGCUGCGCGAUGGUUGACAUCGCCGGCAGGAUGCAUGAGGACAGAUGCACCCGCCUCCCUCGCGGCGCUCGAGGAUGAGAUCAUGGCUUCGCUGUCUCCCAAGAGGCGGAAGGUGUUUGGCCACGUGAGGACGUUCUUCAAGGCCAAGGGAUACGGCUUCAUCGGUGAGUCAAACGAGAUGAGUGAGCAGAGAUGAUGACACACCAGCUGACUGACAGCGUGGCGUCGACUGUGCUGCUGUGUUCAGCGCCCGAGGGAGGCGGCCCUGACAUUUAUGUCCACCACACCGAUAUUGCAGCAACCGGUGGGGAUAAUGUCAAGUCAUGGCGUCCCAUUCAGUGCCUUACAUGUCUGUGUGCUGGUUUCUUCAGCUGCAUCGGUUGCGAGUGACCGUCGCAAGAGGCGGGCACGGCGCAAGCUCGAGUGGAAGGAGGGAGAGGACAAAGGUCAAUCAGUCAGUCAGUCAGUGAGUCAGCCACCAAAUGAACAGGUCAGUCACCUGAGGCUGCCGUGCCUGCGUAUGGAUGCUUUGUGCAGGUGUGUAUGUAUUGCGGGUUGGCGAGCGAGUGCAGUUCGAGACGGUGUGGGACGAUGCGGCCGCGAGGCCGAGAGCAUCACUUGUGGAAACACUCAUCGACCAUUAG